AUGAACAAGUUGAUCCUAUCGACACUGGAGGACUACAAGUUGUCUCCCACACAGUCCAUCGGGGCAUUCAAUCGCAUCACUCCAGACUCACCUAAGCGGUUUUCAAAGCAUCAACAUCAAAAACAGCAGCAGCAGCAGUCAAGUAACAACAUCAAAAACGACACCAAACACAACAAUGCCAAAAAUAACAACAGAAACUCAACCAAAAGUUUGCCAGACAGUGAAGAAGACCUGACGAAGUUAUGCAAGAAACUAAAAAAGGUGGACCUCGGAUUGGAUGGCAGAAGUGAACUGAGGAGGAUUUCAACCAUCCUGACUGCUUCCAAGUCGUUCAAAAAGGACAAGAACAAUUUGAGACUGAUCUCCCUUCAAAGAACAUUAAAGGAUAAAGAGCAGCAGCUGUCAACAUUGGAUGAGUUGUUAUCUCUAAAUGUUGUCACAAGUUCAGACCUGCGUACAUUCUGCCAGAAAAACUCUCAAAAACUUCAACACGCUGGCCUCUUGAAUAUUCAUGACGAUGGCGACGAUGACAGUAAAGAUGAUGAAGAUGAUGGUGGCAAUAAAACUAAUGAUGCUGAUGCCAAAAUAUCAGUUUCCGAUGAUUAUGCUGGAAAGAACUGCAGACCAUAUGAAACAACGUUGUUGCUGUGGUCUUUCUUAAACUUUGUCAUUGCGCAAAGACCAGCGCGCCCAUGCUAUCCUGUAUUUACAUUAAACUACAAAGCUCUUCGCUACAAGUUCUCGACAAAUUUUUUAAAUACACUAAUGAUUACUCACGCUGCAAGCCGCCAUGGCAUGGUGCUCCGAAUGUCUGGAAUCCAAACUUUGGGUUAA
Helobdella robusta is the source of this 834-nucleotide messenger RNA. RefSeq lists its product as hypothetical. The transcript has 6 exons. The coding region runs from base 1 to 834 and encodes 277 amino acids. Lineage: Eukaryota; Metazoa; Annelida; Clitellata; Rhynchobdellida; Glossiphoniidae. The record is from RefSeq and is a predicted model, not a curated record.